Molecule: messenger RNA, 1692 nt
Organism: Puntigrus tetrazona (Sumatra barb)
Lineage: Eukaryota; Metazoa; Chordata; Actinopteri; Cypriniformes; Cyprinidae
Product: tetratricopeptide repeat protein 37-like
Exons: 15
Cellular component (GO): Ski complex
Molecular function (GO): protein binding
Source: RefSeq, a predicted model, not a curated record
UUCACGCAUGCGCUUUUUGCUGAAUGGAAACUAAACAAGUUCGAUCGAUUCUCAGAUUGUUUGAUUAAGAAAAUGUCCAGUAAAGAAGUAAAAGCCGAACUUAAAAGUGCCAGAGAAGCCAUCAAAAAUAAAGAGUUUAAAGAAGCUUUGAAACACUGUAAGGCUGUUCUCAAACUUGAGAAGAAUAACUAUAAUGCCUGGGUGUUUAUUGGAGUGGCAGCUACAGAACUGCAGCAGCCGGAUCAGGCACAGACCGCCUACAGGAAGGCCACUGAACUAGAGCCAGAGCAACUGCUUGCAUGGCAGGGUUUAGCAAAUUUGUACGAAAAAAGUGACCAAGCAGCUUUCAAAGCGGAGCUACCAAAGAUUUACCAGAAACUUAUUACACUGUAUGAAACCUCAGACAAAGCAAAAUGUUUUGAAGUGAGCAAGAAGCUGGUGGAAGUCUAUCAGUCGGAAAAGAACUAUUUACAGGUGGCCAGAGUGUGGAGGAGGCUGAUCCAGGUGAGGGAGGCCGAGGAAGGGGUGGAGGACGUAGAGCUGCUGGAGCUGUGGAAGGAGAUGACCAGACUCUUGCAGGACACUGUUGAGGAGCAGGACAAUGAGACUCAACAACACCUGAUAUCAGCGUAUGAAAGAGCUUUGCAACUGACUACAGACGUGCCUGAUGAAGCCCACAGGAGCCUUUUGCAGGACUACAUUAAAUGUCUUUCCAAGGUUCCUCAUGAGGCGGCCAAGCUGAAGGAAGUUUGCGAUGCCGCUCUGUCACGCUAUCCGACACACUCCUACCCUCUAGAGGCCCUCAGUGAGCACUACAUCAGAGCAGGUGACUGCAGUGAGGAAGCUGUCCGCUGUUUCAGCCGCCUCUCAGAACUGGAUCCGAACAACUCGCAUGCUCACUUUGGUCUUGGUAUUAAAGCUUGUCAGGAUAAAAAAUACGAGGAUGCCAUCAAAAGCAUUAGUCUAGGAUUGAAGCGUAUGCGCUCCUCCAUCAUUGGCUGGUACAAUCUUGCUCUGGCUCAGCUAAAAAUGCAUAAAUACUCUGACAGCGCCACAGCUUCCAGCCAAGGGCUGAAGUCAAGUGUGGGGACCUCUGAUGAUUGGACUCAUAAGCUGCAGAGGUUGAAACUAGAGGCUCUGGUGAGAACAGAAAGAGAACAAGAUGCUGAUGAAGCUCUGCAGAUUCUUACACAGAUUUCAGAUGCCAAAAAUGACCCAGUGCUUUUAGCGUUGAAAGGAAGAGCUCACUUGCAAAAAGGCCACACCGAGGAAGCGUUUCAGGUUUCAGCUGAGCUACUGAGCUCUCACCCAGGAUCCGUGGAGGGUCUCGCUCUGAAGGGGCUCGCUCAUGUUGUGAAAGAACAGCACAAACAAGCUGAAGAAAGCUUUCUAGAGGCUUUAUCCGGGAGCCCAGAUAAUGGGGAGUUGUUCUUUCUGCUGGGGCGCCUGUUCUGGAACAUGGGAGAAGAAAUGCGAAGGGAUCGGAGCAAAGCCCAUACACAUUUACUCAAGGCUGCUAAACUGGACCCGUAUCUCGCUUCGGUGUUUCGUUUUCUGGGUCAUUACUAUAGAGAGAUAGCAAAAGAUCAGGGCAGAGCCAGAGGCUGCUAUAAGAGAGCGUUUGAGCUGGAUCCCUGUGAUGCGGAGGCUGGAGCGGCUACUGUUGACCUCAGCAUGGAGCAGGGGGACAUG